AUGGCGAAAAGUCCGAGAAAAGUCUCGGCUAACAAGACGUCUUACUCGCAAAAGCUGAAUCCAAAGCUGUACAAGACCCCCAGAUAUGGAGGAAAAGGAGGCAAGUCUUUCCACAACUACAAUUUCCAGGCCAAGCGCAACCGCCGCUUGAGCAUUGCAGAUUCGAUCUCCUCUGAAGGCUCCGAUGAGAUCGCUGGGCUAUCCCGAAAGUAUUCGACGGGAUCUGAGUCUGAGUCUUCUCUUACGGCUAUGUCUGAAGACGAUGAGACGGCUGCCAGCAGAAAGGGCUCCGUUUUCUUUGAUGGUGAGUCUGUAGGACCACUUCGGCUGGCCAAACUGAAGAAAACGAGGCCCCCAACUAGACCCCCAAAACAUGCACGAAAGAAAGUAUCCACCAAGAUGUAUAAGACCCAGGCAUCUGAAUCGUCUGACGACGACGAUGACAACGAUGACGACGAAGUUGAAGAAGAUGAUGACGAUAACAAUGUCGCAGUCAUGGACUAUCUUGUGGAUGACAACGAUGAAGAGGCCGAAGGUCUCGGUGCCAUAUACUCCAUGGUGGACUACAGUAGACGGAGCUCCACCGAUCUGAGUUCUUCACAGGACUCUCCAGACGUAGAUAAUGACUACUCGUCCUCAGACGACUCCGAGGUGGAUUUUGUGCAAUUGCAGGCCGAGCGGAGAGCAAAGUCUAUGAAGUCGCUCAGGGCAAUUAAGGGCUUACCUAAACCACCAGCUCCGAUUGAACAGAACAAACAAGAAAAGCAAGAUAAAGUCGCCAAGCGUCGCAAGAGCUCAACUUACCGUCGGCGGUCGGAAGUGGCACUUCCUGAGGGCAUUAACUUCAAGUUUGAGUUCGAUGAUAGUUCUGCGGUGAUCAACGAAGAAGACGAAGAUGCACUUGAAACUUCCAAACCAAAAUCAGAAGAAGAAGAUCUCGGAGAGGAAGUCGACGCCAAUGGGCAUGAUUACAACUUUGACUUUCAUUUCACAGAACCCACAAUGGACGUUCCAAAGUUCAAGGAUGACGAGUUCAACUCAGAAGAAGAGUACGAGUUUGACGACAACGACUUGCUUGCAACAUUACAGGCGGAUAAUGACAUCGACGAGUUCAUCACUGAUGUGAAACCAGAGGAACCCCGCACCAGACAGGGCUCGUUGAGCUCCAUGAACUCGUUGAACGAGGACGACACGGAGGACCCAUUUCUUCGAGAAGAAGAAAAGUACUUGGUCAACGAAUUUGAGUUCAAUGGUUUUGAUGAUGAGGACGACGAUAUCGUUGCCACCGCCAAAGUCAUGGACUCGUUCAAAGACACCAACUCGCAGAAAAAGCAGGUUCUCCAGUAUGCCAGUUCGAGUGACGACAGUCAGUUUGGCAGCGAUCUCGAAGAUGAAACAAAACAGACUUUCGAUGAAGAUGACGGCAAUGAUUACAUCGACCUCAUCGAUUUUGACACGCCAAUCUACGAUAAAAAGCCCGAGAAGCUGGACGACCAUGCUCCCAUUCAGAGCCAAAGUCAGAAGUCCAAGAAGAAGAAGCAUCUUGCCAAAUCUCACAAGCGUAAGGGUCCAUUGGAUAGCGAAGAUGACGACGAUUCGUACUUGUGGAAUUAUUUCUUCAGUUCCGAUGCAGACUCCGAAAAUGAAUCUGAGCCCGAGACUUACGAUCUUGAGGAGCAAUUCAUGUUGGAGCAGAUCUUCAAACAGGAUUUGAACGCCAAGAACGGCAACCUGAAAGAAUUUUCUCAGGACGGUGCUCGCGAGUCCAGUCUUGAACCGGUUGAAAGUGAUCACGAGUAUGAUUCAGGAGAAUCCACCGACGUGGACUUGUCUCUUCCUUCUUCUUCUGGAAACAACCAAGCCGGUUCCAAGGUUGCCAAAGAGGUGUUAUCGUCAAAAACAGCAGACUAUCGUCCACCAGUGUUGGGCACUUGGGUUGCUGUAGAUUGUAAACCAUUUGGCAUCAUUGACGGACUUUCAACGCGCACGUUGAACCAAACAAAGAAUCCACGUAAGGGAUGGAGGAACUUCAGUAUCAAGCCGGAUUCAGAGGACUCCGCUAUUGAGUUGGAUGAGUUGCUCAACAUCAGUGAGUUGGACAACGAUGACGAGAACGAUAUUCGGAUCUGGCGAGACUUCAACAACAACAAGAAGCAUGUACCUCUUGGAGCGUUCAGAAACAAGCUCCAUAUCAGUCAUCCGGUGGUUGUGCCAGAGCCAAUGGCUGGCUUCAGCACUUCCAAAAUGAACACAGACUUCAACACCAGAAAGAACUCACAGAGUGAAAAUCGGGUCAAGAAACCUGUUCAAAAGGCUGUGCUUCCAACCGCAGUGAAAGAUUCUCCGAUUUCUUCCAAGCAGAGGAGAAGACGUCAGUCAAUUGCCGAUGCUGUCUCAGAAGGUUACCGGCCGACCAAGUCCGGAUUAUUCAGUGAGAAUGUGUUGGCAGACGUUGAAGAGGUCUUGGGCGACGACCGAGAUUUCAUGGCAUUGAUUAAGGGUUUAUAG
Messenger RNA from Sungouiella intermedia, 2508 nucleotides. Lineage: Eukaryota; Fungi; Ascomycota; Pichiomycetes; Serinales; Metschnikowiaceae. The record is from the annotation of a GenBank genome assembly.